AUGGCGAUGUCGUGUAAAUAUCUUCAAAGGGCUGCCUAUUCUGAUUCCAUCUGGCAAUCCCUUUUCAGACAUCGUUGGCCACAGCCUAUACCUUUAUGCUCUUCUCAAGUGUCAAAUGUCAGGGACACAUACCUGACCAGGCAUGCUACUGUACAACAGUUUAAGUACUUAGAUCCCCGAUCUUCCGACUUCUCUACAUUUGGAAAACCUUCUGAACAUAUUUUGUUGGAUAAAAACAAUGUCAUCUUUUCACAGGGUUCAUUGAUACGCAUAUUGGACACUGAUAGCCUUUUUACUGGAAGCAAUUCUCUUGUGACACAUGAUAACCACAAUGCUAGGAUUACUUGUAUGAGAUUAUUUCCCCUUGGUGAAACUUCGAUGUAUCAAAGUGAGUUAGGAAAAAAUGAAAAUGUUCUGAUAACAUCAAGUUGUGACCAUUUUAUUCGCCUGUGGUGGAAGGGAGGGUGCCAUCGAUGCUUUAAAGGUCAUAACGGCCCUGUUUUAACCCUGUCAGAUAGACUGCUAGGUCAUGGCACUGGAAAAAUAUUUGCUAGUGGAGGUGAAGAUGGCACUGUUCGCCUCUGGUCCAUCAAUUCCAGUGGAAAGCGUGGCCAGCAUGCUUUAAAGGCAACGCUUUAUGGACAUGAAAAGGCUGUAUCAUUGAUGUCAGUUGCCGGGUACAAAACGUCUCUUCUGGUGAGCAUGUCAAAGAAUUCCAAGGUUAGGGUUUGGGACACCACUGCAGCAUCAUCUUCUAGUCGUUCUUCAUGCUGUGUGGGAAUGACUUCUAUUCCCGGAAAUCCUGUGGGUAUGAAAUGCCACGAGUCACUGCUGUAUAUUGCUACUGGUUCCUCUGUCAUUGCAAUUGAUUUAAGAACUAUGCGUAGAGUUUCAACAGUGAUGCAGCAAGUAAAACUACAUUCAUUUCAAGUCAUGCCUUCAAAAUCCUUAAUUUGCACAGGUGGAACUGGAAGAGCAAUGUUGUGGGAUAUUAGAAAAAGUUCCAACACACCGAAAGUAGAACCUGUCAUCGAGUUGGAUGGACAUGUGGGCCCAAUAAAGCUCUUACAUAUGGACCGAUACAAAGUUGUUGCCGGUGGACUAGACGACUCCUGUGUAAAUGUUUGGGAUGCCGAUACUGGUAACCAUACAAAUUCCUUGAUAUGUUCUCAGGAUGGAUCUCUGGGGUGUUCAGCAAUGGUUGUAGACGGAUGUCGACUUGUUACUGCGAGUGGAGAUGAAGAACAGUGUCUCUUGCGCUUCAGGGACUUCAAUACUGCUACUAGUCCUAUCUUGUCUAAUGCGUCAGAGACAAGUUCACCAGUUUCUAAAUUCUGGGUUCCCCAAUCAUAUAGUGAUUCUGAAUCAUCUGAUUACUAG
Fraxinus pennsylvanica is the source of this 1380-nucleotide messenger RNA. NCBI's taxonomy places the organism in Eukaryota, Viridiplantae, Streptophyta, Magnoliopsida, Lamiales, Oleaceae. The record is from the annotation of a GenBank genome assembly.